AUGCUUAAUCGAGAUGAAUGGCUUAUUGCCACCACAUAUGGCAACAAAGAGGUUUAUAAAAGAAGACAACUUUGGGAAGAUCUACAAACAUUCACUAAUUCUUGCAUUCCUUGCAUUUUUGGAGGAGACUUUAACUGCAUUCUUUCUCAAGAGGAGAAGAGAGGUGGGAAGAGAUUUGUUUUCUCUCAAGGACCUCAAGAUAUGCAAAUUUUUAUGAAGAGAUGUGAUUUUCAUGACAUUGGGACUAUAGGUCGCAAAUUUACUUGGUGCAAUAACAAGAAAGGGGGAGCACGGAUCCUUGAAAGGAUGGACCGUUGUUUACUAAAUUCAGCAGCCUUGACGAUCAUACAACCUAAUGCCCUUCAUCUUCUUGGAAGAAAUGCUUUAGACCACUGCCCAAUAGACAUUAAUAUUUGUAGUUCGGGGUUUAAGAAGAAUAGAAGACUACAGUUCGAAGAAGUUUGGACCUCUUAUCCAGCUUCUAAGGGUAUUGUGGUCAAUUUAUGGAAGAAGCCAACAGGAGUGGCUUCGGCGAGACGGAACAGCAACCAUGUUAGACAAAUUAGAAGCUCAGAUGGCACUCUGACUGAAGAACAAAGAUGUAUUGAAGAAAUUUUCUCAAAUCACUUCCAGGAAAAAUGGAAAUUCAGGAGAUGCUCUCACACCAGCUGGCCUAAUAUUUCCAGAUCCCUUGAUGAAGUUGACAAGGAACAACUUAUGGCAAACUUAUCUGAGGAAGAAUUGGAGAAAGUUAUCUCACAUUUGGAAAGCAAUAUUUCACCUGGCAUUGAUGCAUUCAUCAAAGGAAGAUCAAUUUCUGAAGAUAUUCUGCUCACCCAAGAAAUAUUCCAUAAAUUCAGAAACUCUAAAGCUAAGAAAGGUUUGAUGUCCAUUAAGGUGUACAUGGAGCACACAUAUGAUAGUAUGGGGUGGAACACAUUAAAAAAUGUUUUGGAUCUUUUUGGCUUUCCAAGUUUUUUUGUAAACCUCCUAAUCCAAUGUGUGGUGGACACCAAGUAUUCUAUUAAUGUUAAUGGUAGGAAUACUAAUUGGAUUCGAGCUGAAUGUGGCUUUAGGCAACAAUGCCCUCUAUCCCCAUAUUUGUUUAUCAUGUGCUCUCAACUUCUCACCAAAGUGUUCAAUAGAGAUGGAGCCAAGAUAGGAGUGAAGGUGGCAUCAAAUGCAGAAAAUUUUUCUCAUCUUCAGUAUGCUGAUGAUACUAUUAUUUUUGUGGAAGUUAAUAGAAGAAAUGCUAUUAAAAUUAAAAAAAUAUUAAAGAAGUAUAGUGGCUGGACAGGGCAGAAGGAUGUAUUGGAAAAAGCUUUUGAUAAACUUAAUGUUUGGGGCAACCACUCUCUCACUUUAGCUGGUAAGCUUCAGUUGAUUAAAUCAGCACUCUUAUCCAUUCUAAUUUUCAUCUCUACCCAUUCCCUUGUGCGAAUGGGAGUGUUAAGAGAACUUGAUAAGUUGGGUAGGAAUUUUCUUUGGAGUAAACUGGUACAUGGCUCGGUGGAAGAUAGCAUAUCAGCUAUUACAACCAAUGCAAUCAGUUUUGCUUCUUCUUCCUUUAGUCAAGAUAUCAUUUCAGCUAACUGGGUUUCUAAUCAGCAUUCGUUGUUUCAAGAUACUUGGAAACCCCCUCCAACUGAAUGGAUCAAACUAAAUGUGGAUGCUUCUCUUGACAACAACUAUUCUGUAGGAAUUGGUGGAGUUAUUAGAGACUACAAGGGUAGAUUUUUAUUUGCCUUUGGUUUCAAAAGUAUACAUUGGGUUAUCUCAGCACUUGAAUUGGAUGCUUUGAUGGCUUUAAAUAAGAUUACUCAAGAGUGGAUGUAUGAAGCUAAAGGUAUCAUUAUAGAAGGAGACAACUACAAUAUUAUGAAGCAUAUCCAAGAAAUUUUUAAGAAGGGUCCAACUGUAAGUAAUCAUCCCUAG
This is a messenger RNA of Dendrobium catenatum, 1935 nucleotides long. RefSeq lists its product as uncharacterized. The coding region runs from base 1 to 1935 and encodes 644 amino acids. Lineage: Eukaryota; Viridiplantae; Streptophyta; Magnoliopsida; Asparagales; Orchidaceae. The transcript is spliced from 5 exons. The record is from RefSeq and is a predicted model, not a curated record.